Messenger RNA from Cajanus cajan (pigeon pea), 990 nucleotides. The record is from RefSeq and is a predicted model, not a curated record. Lineage: Eukaryota; Viridiplantae; Streptophyta; Magnoliopsida; Fabales; Fabaceae.
AGGGGGGUGUUUACUAGUAGACUUAGAAUUCAUUAUUUUCUUUUAAUCUUACUAUGUGUCUAGCUUUCCCUAUUUUAAUGUAGUUAUUUUCUGGUCGAUAGUUAAAUAAGUUCAGAUACACUAAAUAAAAGAGAAAUAAGAGAAAAAUAAUUUGGAUUUAGUUCUGAUUCAACCACAAAAAAUGUACAUGUAAACAUAACAGUGCCAAAAUCCUUAAAUUACAAUGGAAAAUCUAUUACAUUGAACUUGUACCCUUUGUUGGCAGCUCAAGUAUCCAGCACCAGGGGCUCCACAGUUGGCGAAGAGGGUAAAGGAACUACUCUUGGCAUCAGGGUUGAGCCAUGUGGAUGAAGAUAAGAAACGUGGGCUUGACCAUGGUGCAUGGGUGCCUCUGUACUUGAUGUACCCAGAGGCAGAUAUCCCAGUGUGUCAGCUCUCAGUUUCAUCCAACAAAGGUGCUACUUAUCACUAUAACAUGGGAAAAGCUUUGGCCCCUCUUAAGGAUGAAGGUGUUCUAAUCAUUGGCUCUGGCAGUGCCACCCACAACCUCAGAGCCAUUGGACCUCGUGGUACCCCACCUCCUCCAUGGGCCACGGCAUUUAUGUCCUGGUUAAAAACCUCUCUUCUUGAUGGCAGAUACGAGGAAGUGAAUGAAUACGAAGAGAAGGCCCCUUAUGCAAAAAUGGCUCACCCCGAGCCAGAUCACUUCUUCCCAUUGCAUGUGGCCAUGGGAGCUGCUGGUGAAAACGCAAAGGCCAAAGUUGUGCACGAUACUUGGGAUGGUUGUUCUAUAUCUUAUGCUUCUUUCAGUUUUACAACAGCUAAUUGAUCACGCUUACUCAUACAUUCUCUAUAUUGUUCAUUGUUGACUUACUAUGUUGCAUAAUCAGAUCAAAUUACAAAUGCCUUGUUAUGAUCAAUAAGAACAUGUCAACUAUGUGUUUGUUUAUUAAUUAAUUGGUCUUUGAAGGCUGGUGGCUCAGUUCUUAA